CUUCAUAGUCUAAUUAUUCAACAAUUUAUCUCUCCUCUUCCUAAUUAUCCCCGUCUAUAACAAUCCUGAAAAGCUAACCAGGCCGUACGAAAAACCAUUACACAUUUUUCCCAUUUUCGUGGAUACAUAUAUAUAAUUGUAAAUUUCCGUGGAAUAAGUUGUGGGGGUUGUAGUUUGUGUAUGGGGUGGGGAAAGAUGGAGGGUCUGUGUAUAUGGCGAUAGGGGAGGGAUUUGAGGGCGUGUCGUGGCCACAUAAAACUGACCUUCCGGCACUCAGGGGUCUUAAUAUCCAGUUCGCACUCGACGCUUCUGCAAACAUCAAUCAUAUCAAAAUCAUGGCCAGCUACAUUUCCAACACAGCCGAAGAAAUGAGAAGGAAGACCAACAUUUCGAGAUUCCUUGAGGGACUCUUGGAUGAAGAUAGCAGCGAUGUGUGCGGGGAUAGAUAUUCACAAUACACCAGCUCCGAAAACGAACCCAGUAAGAUAGAUCGCGAGUUUUCACCACUCCACUAUCUUCCGGAGAAUGAGCUGAACGCUUAUAAAGAGUAUCCUGGGCUUCUGGAAGCAAACAAGAAGAGUGUAUUGAAAACACCAUUUUCAAUACACAACAUAAAACACAACGAUACACUCGUGCAGAUUUAUACCGGAAUACCGGCGGCCAAGGGAUUUUUCAAUUUGGCCAACAGGUUUACCAAGAAUGGUGUUAAAUAUUACAGAGGCUGGGUCGUCGGCCAAUUGUCGAUUAAGCAACAGCUGCUGAUGACGUUGAUGAAACUCAAGCUCGGCAUGGACGACAUCCACUUGUCACAUAGAUUUAACUGUUCCUUGGAGACUGUGACAAACACUGUUUUUACUUGGUUGCUCGCUAUCCAUCAAAAAUUGUUUUACGCAAUUGUAAAAGAUUUUGGUGGACAGAGGCCUAUCACAGAUCCAGUGUUGAUGGAUGCGGUAACUCUCCAUAUGAAAGGGCCAAGGAAUCCUCACCUUCCUCAUAAGACGCCGUUGGAACCCUACACAGCUCUAAUCGUCGCCAGGACUGAUGGAGUGGUUAUCUACGCAGGCGACUUAUACCCUUGGACAAGUGACAAAGUGGAUGUCAUAGAGGAGAGUGAUUUCUUCCAAAGUCUCGAGGAAGGAAACGUCAUCUGUCUGGACAACGAUGUGUCCACCGACUUGGAUAUUCCUGAUGGCGUCUUCGUUCUGUCUUUUGAUGUCGGAUGCGGUGAACUGAACGACAUUCGAAAAGACUUGGAAAGGCGGAUGAGUGAAUACCAGGCAUUCCGAUGUAUACCCCCCGAACUGGAAGGGUAUGCCAAUGUAGUCUGGCAAGUUAUAGUCGCUCUCACCAACUACAGUAAAUUUAAAGCGUUUAUGGCUUGAGGUUUAAGGUGCAUCGAGAGACAUGCCGAAAUACGGUGAAUAAAAUUGACCAAGUCACCUUCCUGACUCUUCGAAACUGCCGUUAGCAACAUGGAACGACGAGGAUCGAUUGGCAAUUGAUGAAGAUCGUUAUAUGCAUAGCUUGACAUGCCGAAAUACGGUGAAAGAAAUGACGGAGAAAAUAGUUCAAGAUUGACGAGAAGGAGACCGUUCAAAAUUGGAGUUUUUCAUUCAAGCGAAGAACGAAGAUCAAGACUUUUCACCCUUCAUUUAAUAACUUAUA
Molecule: messenger RNA, 1665 nt
Organism: Cimex lectularius (bed bug)
Lineage: Eukaryota; Metazoa; Arthropoda; Insecta; Hemiptera; Cimicidae
Exons: 7
Coding region: 213-1382 (389 amino acids)
Source: RefSeq, a predicted model, not a curated record